Cylindrotheca closterium is the source of this 2838-nucleotide messenger RNA. Lineage: Eukaryota; Bacillariophyta; Bacillariophyceae; Bacillariales; Bacillariaceae. The record is from the annotation of a GenBank genome assembly.
AUGCCGCAAGGGAAGAAGAACAAAGCAGGACGAGGUCGUAACAACAAAAAGAAGAGGGGAGCAGGCCAUGGCAAGAAUUCACAUCUAAGGACUAAUAAUGGGAGGAAAGAACAAGUGGCAACCAUCAGUAACCUUCCUGAAAACCGUAUGCCGUCACUGACUUUUGAGAAUUCACUCGAAAGAGAUGCCCCUGACUAUCAAUCCUUUCAAUUGAAACAAGGAGCACUGCAUGAGACAUUUCCUACUGUCUACACCCGAUACAAAGCCGCCACCGAUCGUUUCUUAAAGUACAUGCAGGACAAUUCACCUGAAAGCAUUCACGGAAACAGAAUGAAUGUAAACUCCUUAAUAACAGCAACAGAUUGGAUGGAAGAAACCAAUCGACCGGUAGAACCAUCAAUAGUUAAGGACUUGGAACUUGUUAUUCGGGUCCGAUCAAGAGUUACGGAGCAGUCGUUAUUCGGAAGAGCCGACAUGUGCCAUCAGCACUUGCUUAAAACAAGUGUGUAUUGUUGGAGGGUUCUUGCAUCGCUCCCUCAGGCUUCCGUUACUACCAGUCUUGAAAAAGAAAUCAACGAAAAUCUGACUUUGUCGGGUGUAGAUGUUUCCGCUUCUAGAACUCGCUUCGAAGCACUGCAAGAUUCAGACGAGGAAGCUGAAAUGGCCGAAGAAGAACUCUUUCCAUCAAAACCUGUUGCACGCCCUGACCCACAGCCAGAACCCUUAUCUCUUGAAGAGACACUCAAGUCCGAUGCUCGUCAUGACAGCUGGUUGUUUUUGUAUUCAAUGGAUGAACUUAUGCGAAUUGUACCAUUGCAAUAUACUGCUGUUAGGAGGCAAGCGGUCGCUCAAAAACAAAGAGGAAGUCAGGACACUUCGAUUGUGGAAAUCUUGAUGGAAGCAGCUGUAGCGACGAACAUGGCCAUCCAGCAGAUGCAGCAACUUGAGAUGGAAUUUGAGCUUCACCAUCCAGACAUGGUAACCCCUUACCAACUCUUGGCAACCUUUGCCUUUCCAGGUAGCCUUGUCAAGACGAGAGAAAUUGUACGUGACCACGGGCAGAAACCUUGCUCUGAAAAGGAAGCAAGGCUUUUCUUGAGUGAGUGUUUGGAGCAUAACUUCCGACCGCCAUCCGACCCAGAAAGAAAGUGUUCAGUUCUUGUUUCGGAGUUCUGUCAACGAUACCAAAUCAACAACGCAGGAACGGAACAAAUCCAGGCGAUAUACCGCAGAGGCUUUGAAUCAUUUGUUUCAUUGGAGGUUCCAAUUUCCAGGGAUAGGACGAAUAACAAGUGGUUAUUUGAAAAGCUCAAGAAACACGACCCUAAUUUUUCUUCUCACUCUUGGAUUCCACGAGAUAUGGAGAACAUUGGUGGCGACAGAGCAAUCCACCACACUAUUCGACUGCUUCAAUUCUUUGGCGCAAUUGUAUCGCAGAUAGAAGAAGACGGAGGAAUUGCUAUAACACCGGGAUUCUUUGGACCUAAAUGGGAGCCAAGUAGGUCUGGCAAAAUUCAUGAGGAUAUGGAUGAUUUGCUGAUGUCGGAAAUUCUGCCAAAGUGGUUCCUCCUUAGCCGGGAUGGAAUCCUCGGUAAGACAGAUCUCCCAAGACAGAACGAGCUUGCCACGUUCUGGACAUGUAUGAAGGAGUACUUCAACGCCCCGACAAAUCCAGUUCGCUGGUCGAUUGCAUUUGCGGUACAUGCAAUGCUAACUGCCAUCAUCGAAACAGAUGGAGUAAUCGACGACACAAUGAUUUCAAGCCAGAUUUCUUUUGAAUCUUUCUUCGCACAGCUGGACAGAGCUACUCAAAUGAAGAAGAUGGAGGCCAAGAACCUCAAGACUCCUCUCUUCAAGCAUAAUAUGGCCAUCGGAAAGUAUCUCAGGAACUUCGGCCGCCCAUUGUACGGUAACCGCUCCAUGUGGAAUCCACUGUGUGGAGGUACCCUUCUAACCUACGUCGCCUUCUUUGGAAACCUCGAGGUUGGCUGUACCCUGAUUGAUGAACGCUCUCAAUUGAGGAUGGUAUUGCAUCUAUACCAUGCUCUGGUCGUCAACAAGAUGCUAAAAAGGGGUGAAGCUCCUUUGGUCGACACAUUAUUCGACAUAUUUCAAAAGAGCCAAGCUAUCUGGGGUGGAACACGCCCUACGAAGGGUCGAUUUGUUAAGGAAUUUUGGCUGUCCAUGGGAGCAGAUACGAGCUUUGCUGCAAAGAUGAGUAGCGAAGCCUGCGAGUUCAUACAAAAAGUAUCUUCCAAUCGAGCAGACCACCCGGUGUGUGAGGAUUUAGCUUCUAUGGACACCCUCAGCAUACCACCCAUUGAGCCAUCGGAAAUAUGUACAAGCUUUCGACGCAUUUGCAAUCGUGACUUUCACGAUGUGGUCGACAACUACCACACCCCAGAGCAACGUAGAAUUGGUGUUGGAAGUGACUCCUACACGUUGGCAGUUCAGACCAAUGACACCCUGGAUGCCAUCGACAAUGAACAGCAAACUCUUGCUUUGAACCUAUCCAGCGUUGGAACUUAUCUUGAGCAGUUCAUUUUCGAAUUGUCGGCCGUUUUCAAAUGGGAUCCAAUAUUGGAUCGUUCAUCCCAAGAGCCGUCUGAUUUUGGGCUAGGCAGACGACGAGUUGUUGUUCACAUGUUUGCCCAAAAUCUACUUGGAGCACUCGAUUAUGCAACGGAUCCGAUGGAGCUGAAGAUCUGUGAAGUUCCACAGGGACGAACAGCUCACGCAAUGAUGACUAAGCUGUUGCGUAUACCCCCUCGCGAAGUCACUUGGUUUCAAGCGACGGGAGAAGUUACGGAAGUGAUAACGGAUCGCACGAACAUCUAG